AUGUGCGCCAACCUCGCUGAGGUUACCACAACCACCGACCCCAUGACACCGGAAGCUUUCCUAGAAAACGCCGCUACUGGGGCAGAAUGGAUGACGCUCGCACAGACCAACUUGCUCGAUCAACGCUUCAAUAAGCUUGCUAAGGGCCAACGUCGAACACAAUACAGCACGCAACAUUUCGACCGAUAUCGCGCUGGAUGGUUAGUGGCGACCGAGGAGGAGAAACGAGCGUACCGAAACGCUCAACUUCGAGGCCAACACUUGCGCAGACCUGGCGUACCUCUCGAUACUGCCGUCUUCAGGGAGAAUAUACAGACUUUGACCCAGCGUGGCCAUAUCGACGAGGAGUUGCAGCAUCAAGCUCUAUGGGUACAAGAUAUCCUCUCACAUCCCCUCCGCAAGUACGGUUUUCCAAUAGUCUGCACCACCGAUCUUCACGAAUAUCUCUCAGGAAGGCUUCGUCCGCUAGGCGAGGGUCGUGCCAAUGUAGCUCCUGCCGUCUUUGUCAACAACUUUAUCAAGUCCAAAAUCUUUAGCCCUUUUGGGACUUUCGACGCGACCGCUCGGUUGAGCCCAGGCAGGCUCGGAUACUGGGAAUACAGCUUACGUGCCGCAAGUGUAUAUCAAGUAUCUAGAAGUCCGAUGGAUCAUCUCGUCGAUGAUGGUGCCAGGACUCGCUUCAUGCAUCGUAUGGUACGCUAUGGCGGAAGUCUCGAACCAGAAGAGGACAUAGUGCAGGAGCAUAGGUCCGAACUUGACGAGCAGUAUCUUGUUGUCUUGGACUCGAGCUUAGUGCCACUUAUCGCCAAUGAUAAGGGGGCGUUGCGCAAGGAGGAGAGAUUGGAAUUCGAAAUCGUUGCAUGGCUGUACGAUGCGGAUUGGGAUCCCCCUUCCCUGUCUUUCCCUUUCCCGGAUUCCCCUGCGACCAGAACCUCGGACGACAUGGUAGUUGCAAACCCCACGAGAGACUCCGAUGGCUACGCCGGCCGGAUCAAGAUCUCUUUUGGUUAUCAUCUUUAUAUUGGCAUCUAUCCAUAUCUGGUGCAGCCAGGUUUCAACCUGAAGGAUAUCUGGGCGCUCCACCGAUCCGAAGAUUAUUCCGACGCCCGCCGCGGCACCAGCCAGUACAGCCCCUACGUCACAACCUUUGCCCCCGGCGGCGCCCUCAGCAUCCCUGUCAAGCCCGCCGGCGGCGUCAACAACAAGAUCAAGGCGUUUGACGUUAGCGAGCAAGAAGGCGGCUCGGGCACCUCGUACGCCACGCCCCAGGUGGCCGCCCUCGCCGCGUACCUGCGCGGGCUGCCCAGCCGCUUCAGCGACGAGCUCAAGGAGCCGGCCAUGGUCAAGCGCCUCACCCAGAUCCUGCACCGCCGCGUCCCCGUCAACGAGAUACGCGGCAAGCUGUACGACCGAGACAAGGUGCACCCAGUCAUCUGGAAUGGACACUACGGCAAGUCCAACUGCCUGCUCGAGAACAACGCCGACCCAAUCCCCGCGGGAGUCUGCCCGGACUUCCGGGACACCAUUCGCGAGACAGAGCCACCGGGCGGCCUGCCCACGUUUGCGCCCGACCCCAAAAUCUUUGUCGUCAUCUCCCUCAUCAGCUACUACUCCCUGCAAAUCCCCGGCGGCAGGCACGCCGUCGAGCCGCGCCAGGGCGGCGGCGGUGCCAUCUACGAGUACUGGGAGGUCUUUGCCCAGGACCUCGGCAAGCGCAUCAACAUCUGCGGCGCCAACGUCGCCCAGCAGGUCAGGCUAGACUCCAGCACCUACCCUCCACAGUUCACAGACUUUGACGCUCGCGGCUCGCGCUGCACCUAUUAA
This is a messenger RNA of Microdochium trichocladiopsis, 1824 nucleotides long. RefSeq lists its product as uncharacterized. Gene Ontology annotation, molecular function: serine-type endopeptidase activity. The coding region runs from base 1 to 1824 and encodes 607 amino acids. Gene Ontology annotation, biological process: proteolysis. The transcript has 3 exons. NCBI's taxonomy places the organism in Eukaryota, Fungi, Ascomycota, Sordariomycetes, Xylariales, Microdochiaceae. The record is from RefSeq and is a predicted model, not a curated record.